Molecule: messenger RNA, 3429 nt
Organism: Amphibalanus amphitrite
Lineage: Eukaryota; Metazoa; Arthropoda; Thecostraca; Balanomorpha; Balanidae
Product: nascent polypeptide-associated complex subunit alpha, muscle-specific form-like
Exons: 6
Coding region: 34-3429 (1131 amino acids)
Source: RefSeq, a predicted model, not a curated record
UCGGACCGACAGUCGCGCGCCGCGGGGACCGAGAUGACGCGCCGAGCGGCGGACGGUGGCGCCGGCAGCCACCGGCGACCGCUGGUGCUGCUGGUGACGGUGGUGACGGUGGUCCUGGUGCACGGCGCUGGUGCUGAGGCGGCAGGACGGGCUGGAGCAGCCGAUGCUGGGGUUCUGGAGGAUACAACUGCACUGGGAUCGGACAGAUCAGAGACGACCGAACGAGCUGGCCAAAGACGAACUACUGCGGCCAGGAGUUCUGCCCCGGCCGGAUCCAGCAGAGCUGUCUCUGCCGUCGACGGCAGCUCAUCCCCGCCGGCCGGUGACGGGGGCGCGGACCAGAUGUUGGCCCUGCCGUCCAUCCUAGGGCAGACGUUUGUGCCCAGCCCUCGCGCACCGGAGACGCUCAGUGACGGUUUCCGACCGCUGGCCCGGCCCGGCCCCGCUGUCGGUCAGGCUCCGAGCCCCUCCGGCGGGCGGCGGCCGCGCUGGGACUGGCCGGUGGAGGGGGCAGUCACCACCUACCGCCCCGCCAUCAACGUCUCCCUGCUGCUCGCCGGAGCGCAGUGGAACACUGAGCCACCGCUGACCAGAGGACAGCAGCCCCAGACAGAGCUCCGGAGGUCGCGGAACGGAGGACAGCAGCCGCAGACCGAGCUCCGGAGAUACGACCGACCAGGGAAGUCGGGCCACGGGUCACACACAGGUGCACAGAAGGGAGGGUUCCAGUCACAGAGAAGCGUAUCGUCAUCGGCAUCAGGCCUCGCCGAUCGGCAGCCAGGCUUCUGGAGGCCGGAGGAUUUACCGUUCGCAAACUUCGAGUUCUUCAAAACACAUGACCAAAAGCAAAGCACCUCUUCGGAUGCAGCGUCUCUAAACGACUUACCACAGCUCUCUGACGCUCAGUACGAGGUCUAUAAGGACCGGGUGGCCUCGAUAAACCAGUUGUGGUUCCCGACCUCCCCCUACCCCGGCGGUUCUCCCACCACGCCGGGACCGUCGCCGACGCUGUACGCCGGGGACCGGAGCAGACCCAGCGGGUCGGGACCCGAGGACGUCAGGCGCCUAUACGAGCACCUCUCCGAGCCAACACACCCCUCACCGGAGGACCAGCAGACGUCCGGCACACCGGCCUACCCGGCGCCCCACAGUGGGCAGCCGCUCCCCGCAGCGCAGUCCUCUCCGCAGCCUCAGCAGACACACCCCUCGCCUCAGCCAGCCGCGCCACCAACGAUCCCGUACCCGACCCUGCCGACCGUUCGGCCGUACCGCGGUACCGCCGAGGUACGCCGGGCGUACUCCGACCCGGUGUCGCACCAGUACCCGUCCACCCGGAGACGGGAGUUCCUCCCUCCGGCCGCCGCGCCGCCCGGCCAGUCGUACCUCAGCGUGACGCGCACGGUGAGCGGCGGCCGGCCGGGAGCGCCCGAAGUCACCGUCUCUCACCACACCAUCCUGCCGAGCGGCGUGCCGCCCGCCUCAGCAUCGGCGGCCGCCAGCGCCGGCGGAGACACCGUGGGACCCUCACCGAGCUCACUGGCAGGAGGAAAUUAUCAUGAAGCGCACAGCUCCAUCACAGUUCUCCCGCCGCCUCCGACUGAGGUCGCCGUGCCGUCCACUGUCGAGCCCCCUGUCGUGGCGGAGACGGCCUACCGGACAGGCAGUGAGCCCGUGGCCGUCCUGCCGCCGCAGAGUGAUACUCACGUCCUGGCGCUGGUGAGCGCCCGGCCCGCUACGGCACACACCUCAGAGACAACCGACAGCCAGCAUCAAACGGAGGGAGACGGAAGUCCCUCGGACCACCACACUGGACAGGGGGGCAGCAACGCUCCCCUCCCACCGGACGAAUUCCAGCACCCGCUCGGCGCCGAGAACGAGAUACCCGACUACGCUCCCGGCCCCGAAUACCACCACGAGGACCACUCGGUGCACCACGACUUCAAGUACGCGCACUACCACGACCUGGAGCACAGGCCCGUGGACUACCGCCGCCAGGGAGUCGGCACCGGGAUCCUGCCGGAUCUGUUCUCGUGGCCGCUGCCGGCGCUGUUCCAGAGCUCGUUCCGACGGAGGACGCAGCGCCGGCGCUUGGCGCGUUCUGCCGUCCACCCCGGGCGAGCUGAGGGGGACCGGCCGGAGAGGGACCAAUCCCGGCCAGUCCGGGGCCGCGCAGCGCGCCUGUUCGACGGCCCGCUGAGCGUGCCUCUCACCCAGCACGGCCGGCCGUUCCUGCACACGCUGCGGCCGCAGGUGGCUACGCCGCCGCCGCCGCCGCAGCGCAGUCGGUUCGUGGCACUGAGCACGCCGGAGACUCCGUCACUGCGGGACGGCGUGCCGGUGCCGGUCAGCCAGCGGCACACGGCCGGACCGACCCUGGCUCCCGGCCGGGAGAGCACGGCCGUCACUGCCUCUACCACUACCGCCACACCAUCGCCGCCGGUCACAGAGACUACCAGCGCCCAGACACCGCCCGGCGUCCCCACCCCGCCAGGACCGCCGGCAGUGACGGCGCCCACGGCUGCGCCGUCCAGGAACAGCGCCCCGGUGACACCGGUACCCCGGCCGGCGACGGCGCCGGCCCCGCCCGAGCUGCGCCGGCACCUGACCGGGGCACCGAGCGCCGCCGUCAGCCCCCCGCCGCCCCCGCCCCCAACGGCGAGGCACCCGUUCCGUCAGUACCUGGCCUCAGGGAGACUGGCGGCCGGGGAACGAGCCAAGACGUACUAUCUGAGCUCAGUGACAACCAGAGGAUCCAGCGAGGACGGAGAGACGGACACUCCGGACGGAGUGUCGCCGCCCCCUGGUCGGCAAGAAGAGCUGGAUAGUGCGCAUCCUCCACCUGGAGAAUCGAAAGUGGGGGUGGUGAGUCGCACAGAGUCUCCAGCGGACAACACUAUCGCUGACGCGGAUAGCCUUAGCGUCAUGAAGUUUCUGGCCGGGUUUCCGACGCCUAAACCGACACCUCGACCUGAGGAUGCCACGGUGGCUACGUUUGGACCCAGCAGUCGGCCCACCGUCCGGCCGACCCAGACCGCCGAUCGGCCGACACGACCGGCUCAGGCCGCAGGCAGGCCGACCGGACUGGCCCAGACCACCUCAGCCCGGCCGGCCCGCAAGCGCACCACGCAGGUGGAGUCGCGGUUCGCGCCGCAGCGCCGACCGACUCCGACCGUGUCGGUGUCAGCGGGCGGUCUCUCGGCACCUGUGAGCCUCCGGCGGCGGCCCGGCAAUUCACAGGUGCUGGGGGCCCGUCCCACGGCGGAGGCCGGUCCGGGCCCGGCACCGCGGCCGACCGGGUCCCCGCGGCGGUCUGAGUUCCGACCGGCGCGGUGGUACCGCGGCCGGACCGACCUCUCGGCCAUCGGCGAGCGGGUCAUCACGCAGGUGGCGGCGCCGCAGCUGCUGACAGCCCGGCGCCGCUCCUGGUGA